AUGAGUACUUCAGAACAUGCGAGCAGGACUGAUCUAAAGACCGUUGCCGACAUUCUCGAAGAUGCCAACCUCGCCCAGCGCCUGCGCUCCAUAAAAGUCGACCAGGACAUUGUUCGAGUCCUGGCGCAGCUCGCCAAGCAGGCGGUUCACAUGGGCAUCGACUACCAGACUCUUGGGGUCGGCUGGCACCAUCCUGACUCGCGGGCGGCGUAUCGGAGCUGCAAGCAUCGGUCCACCUGCUCCCCGGCCUCGCGCAAGCGGGCCGCAGCGUCACGGGCUCGACUCCGGACUGCGGUUGCAUCGGCCAAGGACCGACAGGACAUGCGGGCCACACUGACCGAAGAGUUCCUUCGGGAGAUCGGCGUGGCGAACGAAUCGCGUCUGCGCGCGGCAGCGACCUGGCCCGGCGUCGUGGCAGCCCUGCAAGCUGAGCUGUUGCUGCCUCUCCGUGCGCUUAAUGAAGGUCGCAUGACGCAGACCAUGUGUGGCGCGUCGCUACCGGAAGAUGAUCUGAAGGGCGUGGUGCUGGCUCUCACGGAAGCAGUGCUGAAGAGCAGCACAGGCUUCAGUGAGUGGCGCUACAGCUCACCCAGGGGUCAAGAGCAGCUGCGUGGCCUAUCCGAUCAUCAGAUCUGUCUCUGGCAGGAGCCCACAGCGCAAGAGCACAGAGGUGGUCUGAAGACUCACGAGGAUGCUCCUGGAGAGUUGGGAUUCUUCUGGGCCACGAAGAUCGGUGGGCCCUCACAUGGCUUCGACUACGAAAGCCAAUGCAUUCUGCCUCUGCUGGCAAACGCGCGGCACAAGGUGAUUCUGGUCAGCGUCGCUGCUUGGACCGAGCACCCCGUGGGAAGGGCGCACUGGCGCUUGCUGUGGUCUGUGGGAUGUGGUAAGAAGCCGCCGGAACCGCGUUUGUGGCUGGAGACGGUGAAUGCCGAUUUCGAAGCCCCGGUUUCGUCCGAAGGCUGGGAGACUGCCGUGCUGAGCCACGCAGUUUCCAAAGCAGAUGCCAUGGGUGUGCCACUCUCUGUGAACGUAGCGCAGGCCGCAGCUUUACAGUCCCUCCUGGGCAGUUUCAGAGAUGCUGGGCAGCGCUUUGAUAUGUAUAUAAAAAUGUGUGUGUAUAUGUCUGUCUGCCUGUAUGUAUGUAUUAAUGUAUGA
Symbiodinium natans is the source of this 1158-nucleotide messenger RNA. The record is from the annotation of a GenBank genome assembly. NCBI's taxonomy places the organism in Eukaryota, Dinophyceae, Suessiales, Symbiodiniaceae.